CGCACUUUCCUGCUUGUUCGGCCUCAGUUUAACCUUUUGCAUCGUAAGUGUGGUAUUUUAAUAAGAUGUCGCAGUUAUUAUUAGUGCAAAGCCAUACACAUAUUGCAUGUCAGUCAUGGGGUGAAAGACCUUGAAGAAUAACAAGAUUCCAUGCAUGUGCAUGCAUUCGAUACUCUAUAAUUAGUUGAAGCACAUGAAGAAGACGAAUUCACUUAUAUGUGUCAUUUUAAGCUUCGGAUGUUUUAAGAGAAUGGAGCAGAGCAACGAAAAGCAGAGUUAUGCAUUCACACCAGAAACUUGUGAUUUUCAAUAUCAAGCUCUUCCUAAUAUUCUGAGAGACAAUGCAAAAAUAUUUCCAGAUCGUGAGGCUGUUGUUUUCCUAUCAACAACCGGUGAAAGAACUUCCAUUAAAUAUCAAGAACUUUAUGAUCAAGCUAAAUUCUUUGCCAAAGGACUUUUGGAGACGGGAAUAAAAAGAAACGAUGUUGUCGCAAUUUCGAACAAAAACUGUGUAGAAUGGGUUAUCAGUUCACUGGGAGUACAAAUGGCAGGUGGCAUGCCAUUACAUUUCUUUUUUAAGCGUCUGGACGGAUCUGAUUUACUGGAGACACUUCAUGGAAUUCAAAAAUGUACGACAUUAAUUAUCGACCCAGGUGAUCAGGACAAAAAUGUUGACAUAUGCAGAAAAUUUGCAUGUAAUUUCCAACCAGAAGUAAGCAGUUCCAUAUCAAGUAAGGUUUUGGUGGAUUUAUACCAGGUCUUGCUGCUGCAACAUUCUCACAACGGAAUAAAAUGUUCUUCUGUUGCAAACAUAAUAGAAAGGGGGAGAAUUGCAUUGAUCACUCUUCCUUUGAUAUCACCAGAUGACAUUGCAGCAAUUUUUCUUACUUCUGGUAGUACUGGAAUCCCAAAGGCAGUUCCUCAAACACAUCUUUCAUUGGUACGAAGUUUGUAUGGUUUUGGAAAACACAUGGAGCUUGACCCUGGCGCAAGAUAUUACAACGAUCGCCCCUUUAGCUGGACAGGUGGCUACCCUGGCGUAAACAUAGUUCACAAGACCACGCGAAUUACUGCAAGUGAUGUAAUGCACAGGGACUCGGUUAGCAGAUUAAAAUUUUCGCUUGAAGCAGAAAAUUGCACAGCGGCGCUAAUUAUUACCCCUUGUUUACAUGAUAUGAUGCAUACCAAAUUACCGCCAUGUUUGCCAGUUGAAUCAUCAUGUACAAAGGCGGCAGGAGUUAUUGCUGACAAGGUUGUUGUGAUGUAUGGAACAACUGAAUUUGGACUUGGCUCCGCCAUGCAAGUUUCUAGUCCAAACGAUUUUGAAGAUUACGCAAUUGGAUAUCCAACUCCAGGGGUUGAACUGAAAAAAGUAGAUGAUGAUGGAAACAUCGUACCAAAGGGAACUUCCGGAGAAAUAUACUUCCGCAGCAGAGAUCGUUUUCAAGGUUACUUGAAUAAUAAGGGAAAAAGUGCCUUAUGUUCGGAUAAAGCCGGGUGGUAUAAAACUGAUGACAUUGGAGUAAUGAGAGAAAAUGGUAUCUUUAUUGUCAACGGGCGCAAAUCCGAUAUGAUGAUUAUUGGUGGGCUUCUAGUCACCCCUUUGUGUGUUGAAAACAUCAUUAAAAAGCACCCUAAUGUCAUUGACGCUUAUGUCUAUCCAGUCCAUGAUGACAAAAUGUUCCAACGUAUAUAUGCAGCCGUUGUUGUUCAACCAGAAGGGACACUAAGUGAUGAAGCUAUAAGAAAUUAUAUUGUGCAACAGCAAUCUGGAAACCUAGAUUCAUUUCUGGAAAAACGUUAUAUUCCAGAACACUUCUUCUUUUACAAAGAAUUACCACACACCCACAACGGAAAGUUAGACCGAAAAACUACUGCUUUGAUGAUAGAAUUGUCAACUAAAGCUGAAGGGAGCACUUCAAACUGACUUGGUUAAUUAUAGUCAUAUUUUUUUUUAAAUCAUUAUAUUUAAGUAGUUA
Messenger RNA from Mytilus trossulus (common blue mussel), 1979 nucleotides. RefSeq names its product 3-[(3aS,4S,7aS)-7a-methyl-1,5-dioxo-octahydro-1H-inden-4-yl]propanoyl:CoA ligase-like. The record is from RefSeq and is a predicted model, not a curated record. Gene Ontology annotation, molecular function: medium-chain fatty acid-CoA ligase activity. The transcript is spliced from 3 exons. Gene Ontology annotation, biological process: fatty acid metabolic process. The coding region runs from base 194 to 1927 and encodes 577 amino acids. Lineage: Eukaryota; Metazoa; Mollusca; Bivalvia; Mytilida; Mytilidae.